Molecule: messenger RNA, 1389 nt
Organism: Toxotes jaculatrix (banded archerfish)
Lineage: Eukaryota; Metazoa; Chordata; Actinopteri; Toxotidae
Gene: hsd17b1
Product: hydroxysteroid (17-beta) dehydrogenase 1
Exons: 6
Coding region: 7-879 (290 amino acids)
Biological process (GO): estrogen biosynthetic process
Cellular component (GO): cytoplasm
Molecular function (GO): estradiol 17-beta-dehydrogenase [NAD(P)+] activity
Source: RefSeq, a predicted model, not a curated record
GGCUCCAUGGACAAGAAGGUGGUGCUGAUCACGGGCUGCUCCUCGGGGAUUGGCCUCAGCCUGGCUGUGCGGCUGGCCUCUGACCCCAGCAAAGCAUUCAAAGUCUAUGCCACAAUGAGGAACCUGGCCAAGAAGGAACGUCUUUUAGAGUGUGUGAAAGGUCUGCACAAGGACACCUUGGACAUUCUCCAGAUGGAUGUGACGGACCGACAGUCCAUUCUGGAUGCGAGGGACAGGGUUGUGGAGAAACGAGUGGACAUUCUGGUGUGUAAUGCUGGUGUGGGUUUGAUGGGGCCGCUGGAGCUGCAGUCCUUGGAGGCGAUGAGGCAGAUUCUCGAGGUCAACCUCUUAGGUACCAUCCAGACCAUCCAGGCCUUCCUUCCGGAGAUGAAGGCUCAGGGCAAGGGCCGCAUCAUGGUCACCGGCAGCACUGGUGGGCUUCACGGUCUCCCUUUUAAUGAGGUAUACUGUGCCAGUAAAUUUGCAAUUGAGGGAGCAUGUGAGAGUUUGGCUGUCCUCCUGCAACACUUCAAUAUCCAUGUGAGUCUCAUUGAGUGCGGCCCAGUCAACACUGACUUCCUGGUCAACCUGCAGAGGGCGGAGCUUGGACAUACGUCUCUCCAACAGGUGGAUACCCACACGCUCAGCCUCUAUGAAAAAUACCUGCAGCACUGCGGCUCAGUUUUCCAAAACGCUGCACAGGACACCGAGGACAUUGUAAAGGUAUUUCUAGAUGCCAUCCAGUCACCCAGCCCUGCAUUCAGAUACUUCACCAGCGGUGUCGUUCCACCUCUCACCCAACUGAAGAUCACAGAACCGGAUGGUUCGCAGUACAUCCGUGCUAUGAGCAAAAUCAUUUUCUCAUCCGAGGAACAAUAACUUCAAGCCUCUGCUUCAUGUGGAGACUUGGUGUUCCUUUACUUUAUGUGCAGUGGUUAAUAUUUUGCUGCUUUAAUUUGGAUUACUGGAAUAAAGUUGAUGCCCUCUGACUCACUGUUGUUGCUCAACUGGAGAGGGCAGUAAGUUCAGGUUUUGUGAGUAGAGUUCACAGAAGGGAGUCACUCUGUGCUUCUAUUUUUGUGUCACUUAUCGAAACUUACAUUCCUUAUUUAAAAAAAUCUAAAAAUAGGCCAUUUUCUUUGGUGGAGAAAUAUUUGAUAAGGAUUAUGUUUUAUGUUUUGAGUGACACAACAGAUUUUGCAUUCCAGACGUGUUCGCACACACAGGGCCUGUAAGAAGCAUAUUUUCACAGGGAUUUUUCUGGACACGCUGUUAAAGUGAAAACACUCUAAGAAUGUACUUAUGUAAUUUGUGAUUGGCUAUUUUGAGCAAAUAGGGACAACUUGCUCCAAGGCAUGAAAUAAGAAAACAACAGGAGUUUCUCCACUG